AUGCUUGAGAAACCAAAGACGGGUGGUUAUGAGUUUGUCCCAAAGCCACAACUUGAUAAACCCAAGACAAAUGGUUAUGGGUAUGCUUCAAAGCGAGAGCUUGAGAAACCUAUGACACAAGGAAAGCUGCUACCCUGCAUCACUGGCAUUCAAGGACUCAUUUAUUGUAAGUCUGGCCCUAAACUCAUUCCACUUGAAGUGUCUCCUUAUGAGCUUGAAGAUGCAUGGAAACUUACAGAGUGCAAGGUAUUACUUGAAAAAUCUCCAUUGGAGACCUGUAAAGUUCCAGCUGAUGUCAACAAAGGAAUUAGCGGCGCUCCUCUUUCUUCUUUUCGUCUUCUCAAGGAUGAAAACAUCAAAUUGUACUCUGUUGGGCCUUUCUUUUACACUUCAGAACCUAAACCUGUCUUCUAA
This is a messenger RNA of Camellia sinensis, 414 nucleotides long. The record is from RefSeq and is a predicted model, not a curated record. NCBI's taxonomy places the organism in Eukaryota, Viridiplantae, Streptophyta, Magnoliopsida, Ericales, Theaceae.